Labrus mixtus (cuckoo wrasse) is the source of this 4438-nucleotide messenger RNA. RefSeq names its product TATA-box binding protein associated factor, RNA polymerase I subunit C (gene taf1c). Lineage: Eukaryota; Metazoa; Chordata; Actinopteri; Labriformes; Labridae. Bases 348 to 3869 code for a protein of 1173 amino acids. Gene Ontology annotation, cellular component: fibrillar center. Gene Ontology annotation, biological process: transcription by RNA polymerase I. The transcript has 15 exons. The record is from RefSeq and is a predicted model, not a curated record. Gene Ontology annotation, molecular function: RNA polymerase I core promoter sequence-specific DNA binding.
AACAAGUUUGAGAUUCACGUUUUGUGGGCGCAACGCAGCACGUGUCAAGCGAUACACUGUGGAUUUUUGACAAUUUCAUCUCAAUAUUUGGUUUUUAUAGGAGUACUUUAUUUCCUUUGAUGAAGACGAGCCGCAGUUUGACUUGAUGGACGCGUGUCAUGAUGAUUUGAAGAGGAGAAAGGUGUUUAUUCAUGCUCGCUAGCUAACUGCGUGAAGCUAACGUUAGCCGAGCCGGAGGACAACAUGUUCAGACUUGUUCCCAGACUCGCUGUGAGAGUGGAGAGACAACGACAUACAGACAAUAAGAAAGCCUCGCAGCUGCUAUAAUUAUUUUAGGACGUAUAGAAAUGGAUUACCAGUUUCCACAGCAGCUUUUUCCUUCUUUUUAUAACUGCGGACCUCCGGACUCAGCCCUGAAACACCGCGCUGGAAGCUGGGGCUGUUAUGACCGAGUGAGAGCUCAGAGUCAUGCUGGUCCUCUCUCCAGCUGGACCUUUACAUCCAGGCAUCAGGUCAAAGGGGAGACAUGGCGUCACACUGAGCCGGUAACGAUUCCCCUCCUGUCCCCGAAAAAAUCUGUCCUUUGGCCUUCAACGCCUCCAAAUCCGCUGGACUUCAGAGAACAUAUGCAGAACUUCUUCAUGGAUCACUGUCAGGACGCCUUUGGGUGCACGAGUGAACUUCUAGGGGAAAACUUCUACUUCAAACAUGGAAGGAAAGCGCAAUAUCGUAAGGAUUCAGUCCACAUGUGGAAAGUGAAGAAGUUCCUCGACAUAAUGAAUUUAAAAAUAUGUCAAAGGACUUAUUCGUCUGAAACUCUGGACAGGUACAGCGCCCUGCUGUCCGACGCCGUGCACUCUGUCCCUCCUGAUCUGCUCGGCGAUCUUCUGCACGAGGAGUUGACGGAGCAGAGGGACCGUCUCCUUUUCUCUGAAGGAGCCACAGGGGGUGCUCUGGCCUUUGUUCCCUUCUCACAGAGCUGCAGUGACUCCCAGCACGGCUGCCUCAUCUACCCCAGAAACCAGGGACUGGACUGCCUCAACUUCCACAGAGUGGAGCUGCAGAACCACAGAGGGGGUUCCUCUUGUGUGGACACUAGCAGCAGCAGCCCGUUCAGCUUCCAGCUUAAAGGCCCCGUCAGACAGAUCAGCUCGGUCUCCCUGUUGAACCAAAGUUGUGUUGCUGUGCGGUCGGAUUAUCUGUGUGGAGUUUGGAGGUUGAGUGAAACAAACGAACCUUGUCUGCUGCAAGCGGUCAACACCAAAGAGGUCGCAACAUGCAUCAGCGUUAGUCCUCAUGUUUUAGGUGAAGUCCUGGUGGCAAGUGAGAGCGGAGCAGUAAACCUGUGGACUGUCGGCAGAGGGAUGCAGAAGGUCCGGGAGGAAGACAGCAACCUGUACUUUAACGCUAAGUCAGCAUGGCGAUGGUGCGAAUUCUCCGCCCACCCGAGGGUGAUGCUGUACGCAGACAGGACCGGGGUCGAGCUCACCGACAUCAGGGGAAGUCCUUUCGUGGGUCACACACUGUUUCGUAUCAGCAACACUUCAGAGUGUCGCAGCGGGGAGAGACUCAUUCUGUCCAAAUAUCUGGGAGACGCUCACUGCUUCCACCACCUUGUCACCACUCAGUAUUCAGCCUACAUCAUGGACGAGCGUUUCCCUGGGGUCCCCAUGCUGAAGUGGGAUCACUAUAUGCAGUCCCCGCCCAUGUUUUGUCACCUUAUUCCUGGCUCCGCCUCCUCUGAAUCAGCAGUGGGCGGGGCUGUGACCACCAAAGUUCUGUUGGGCUCUCACAGUUCUCAGGAAAUCACACUGCUGCAGUACUCAGGAGGCAGAGUGGAGGCUUCUUCCAGUCAUGGUCCUCCUCAGUCUCUGCUCAGACCCAGAGACAGCCUGAAACACCUUCCUGUCCAGAUCCCUCACCGCUGUGAAUUUGCAACCAACAGAUUGUCAUCGCCUGCAGCAGGUCUGACUUGUAUCCAGAUGAAAGGAGGAAAAGAAGCAGGUGCUGAAGAGCGCCUUUGUAUCAUACAGCUUACAGAAGCAGGAGAUAUUUUCUAUCAGAUCCUCGAGCCAGAGCAGCCAGACAUGUCUUCACCUCCAGCAGCAGAGGACAAACCUUUAUCCAACAAACUCCCACAACAACCUCUAAAGGAGGCCGCAACACCAGGGAGAAAAACAGCAGCAGGUUCUAAGCUGGUCGUGUCGGAAACGUCGAGCGAUGAGGAUGUAAUUGAGCCGACUCAGGCUGCAAUUGUGAACAUGUUUGUAAACGAAACACCAGAGAGAAAACAACAAGAAUCCUCUGAUUCUUCUUCUGAGGAUUCAGUGUCAGGAGGGCGGAGAAAUCGAAAACUGAUGCGGUUGAAGCUGCAGGGUGUUGUCAAUGAUGAACCGGAGCCAGAUCAAAGAAAUGGGUUUGAUAAGGAGGCCGAAGAAGGAAACAUUGGUGAAAAUAAUCUGGAGAAGCCUGAAAGCAUCACGGAAACAGUCAGCUCGAGCAGCUUAAGUGGUGAUGGUCAGACUCGGGUAAAGCUCAGUGACAACGCUCUUGCCAAAUGGAAACAUUGGCUCAUGAAAUUGGUGCAAAAGAAUCGUGAAAAGAAGCCCCGUUCACACUGCCGCCAGCACUUAACAGUCCCAGUCGAAGGCCUCCUCCAACCGCCAGAUAAUCGAGAGAGAGAUUCUGCAGAAGAAGAGCGCAUUCAGAGCCUGAGGCGAGAUCUUAGGGCGUGCAUGUCCAGACGCUCACUGCUGGUUCACAGCGCCGUCUCAGACUCCAUCACGGCUCCUGACAUAAAACCGGUUCCUGACCCGGUGGACACAGACACCUACAUGGAUCAGCUGAGCCAGCGCCUGACACUCUCCUGGCAGGGCGAGGAGGCGUGGCGGGCCUGGUGGGAGGACAAUUUGGGGCUCAACAGGGAGAAGAAGGUGGCAGAUCUGAGGAGGAAGAGGAGGACGGAAAAGGCGGCGAGGAGAGCUUCAGGGCAACGCAUGGAUCUGUCUGGGAGCUUCGCCUCGUCUAUGAGCUACCAGGCAGAGCUCUCAGACUUCUCUGAUUCGCAGGGCUGGGCCUAUGCGACAAGUCAGGAAGCUUUAUCAGAACCAGAGUCCAUCUAUGCCCAGUCAGAGGGAAUUGAGGAGAGUGGAACACCAAAAGCCACAACACCCUCCAUAAUGCAAAAUGACGGUCCGGAUCCUGGUACACCUCAAAGUUUCAGAGAUAAACCAGAUGAGCAGCAGACUCCCAGAAGCUCCCUCACCCAACCCCAGACACCAAGACUGAACUCCACCUGGCAAACUGACGAUCCAGUUCCUGCUACACCUCAAAGUGUCAGAGAGAAACCAGAUGAGCAGCAGACUCCCAGAAGCUCCCUCGCCCUCACCCAACCCCAGACACCAAGACUGAACUCCAUCUCACAAACUGAUGGUCCAGUUCCUGCUACACCUCAAAGUGUCAGAGAGAAACCAGAUGAGCAGCGGACUCCAAGAAGCUCCCGCAUCCUCACUGUCAACCAACCCCAGAAAUCAAGACUGAACUCCACACCAACCAGUCAGAGGAAGAACAAACGUCCAGCAGAGGAUGUCCUCAAAUCUCUGUUUGCACCACAGAUUGAGCCCUCGCAGCAUGAUAGUUUCUACCUAGAUGAGGGGAGCAGCCUGCACCCCGCUCCUCCACCUGUAGCCUCCUCCUCCUUUCAGCUCCACGGCUCCCAGUUUCUCUCUCAGCAGAGCUUCAGGGCGAACUUGUCUCAGGAUUCCUCCGCCUGGUCCCAGUCUCGGACCUUCUCCCAGAGUUCACAGGGGCGACUGGGGCCUUCGCAGGCGUCGCAACCAAAGAAGAAGAAGUCUCGGAUGGGAUUCUGAUUCAGUGGUGGAGUUUAUUUUCGUUUGGAAUACUUGUUGUUCGAUUGCAGGUCAAGGAAGGUUUGAUUCCUGGUGUCAGCGGUCUUCAGCCGCCUAUAAAAUGGAUGUAUGAUGGUUUUCUUCACUGGGAUUGUACCUGACAACCUGAACUUGCACACUGGAUAUUAACCUGGAGGUCUUCAUGUUUGAAAGAAUCACAUGAUGAAGAACAUCUGGAGGCUGAAAAGGACUGACUGCAUACUGGUUUGGUAGGAUUCAGACAAAUUUAUUAUCUUUUGUUUUGUGGUCGUGUCUCCUGUGUGUUAUGGUGAUACCCUGAAUGUGUGCGCUGAUGUUUCCACGAUUUCUGUUUAACAUUCACAACACUGUUACUAUCGUAAAGUUAGAAGUGUGGAAAGGAUAAAUGGACUGGAGUUCAGCAGGAACUCAAACAGGGACACAGCUGGAAAUUUUAACACCUAAAAGGACAGAGGAGCUUUCAAAUCAAUGUAAAGAUAGAAAAGCAGUCACUAAAGAAUGUAAAAAAAAAAAAAAAACUAGACUAGCAUUAAAGAAGGAACUGCUCAGGA